AUGUUCACCCUGUUCCUCCUCCACCUCUUGCUGGCCGGGGUGCCCUCCGUUGGCGCCUCUGACCUCCGGGAGGGAGACCCCACGGGGCAGAAGCCCCCUGAGUUUUCUGCCCUGACUCUCAACCUGCCAGACUAUACCUCCCAUCAGGCACAGGUGGGGAAAGGAAGCCCGCGAGGGUGACCAUUUGGAAAGGCUGCUGGGAGAGGCGGUCCCCGCGCCCGUCCCUUUUACCUCUGUCGGGAGCACAUCCUCCAGCGAGCAAGGACGGUGAUGUGCCAGCUGCUACGAUUAGACCACCCACCCCGGCUGACAGCCAGCGUGACUCGCCAGGUGCAGGAAGACUGGGCCAGAGAGGGAAGGCGGUCUUUGGACCCCUCCGUCGGAGGACGGCAUCUCAAUAUAACCUCCAAUCAGACAUUGGUGAGCCGAAGAGGAGGCUGCUUACAGAUCUCGCAACGCGUCACCCUGGAUGAUCUUGGCUGGCAGAAUUGGGUGCUGAGCCCCACUUCCUUCGUCUUCACCGAAUGUCUGGGCUGCCAUUGCCACCGAAUCAAAGAAGAGUCACAGCUGGAUCUCUGGAGUCUGGCUUGUGGCCUCCACCAAGGCCAGGUGGAUGCCCAACAGAGACGCUGCUGCCGGCCCCGCAAGGCCCUGCUCCCCUUCCUCUUCCUCAAAGAGGACGGCUCCUUGAACCUCCAGACCGUUCGCCUGGCCCACGACUGUCACUGCCGACCCUGA
Pseudonaja textilis is the source of this 738-nucleotide messenger RNA. The record is from RefSeq and is a predicted model, not a curated record. Lineage: Eukaryota; Metazoa; Chordata; Lepidosauria; Squamata; Elapidae.